AUGUUAACAUUUUUAUGGAUUUUAAUUGUGCAAUUAGUAAAUGCUUAGAAUUGUGAAUGUAAUUAACAAUAUACAGAUUUGUGUUUGAUAAAUAAAAAUUGCUCAUUGGUUAUAUCUCAUUUGAAUAACACAUCAAAUUAGAUAGAUGUACUUUAAAUAGAGAAUUGCAAUGUGACGAUAUGUCUAGAAAAAUUAGUGAAUAAAGCAAUAUUGUAAUUCAAUUAAUUAACAAUUAUCAAUGCAAAUAUCAUAUAAAAUGAGACUUGUUAUUUCUUAUUAUCUCAAUAAGUAAUCUUAUAGGGAAAUUAUACAACUAUUUAAUCUUCAAAUAUUUUAUUUUAUGGAAAUGUAGAACUUUAAUUCAUUAUGACUUAUAAUAUGACUAUAAACAAUACAAACAUGUUGUCAAAUACUAUAAGUAUUUGUACAGAUUACUUAUAGAUUAAUUAUUCAACUCUUAGAGCUUCAAUGUAAAAUAGAUCAUAAUGUUCAUGCUUAAAUUAUCAAAAUUGUUCAAAUUAGGUCUAUAUAAAAAGUAUUUAUAGUUUUGUAGGUUAUAUUACUCAAAAUUAUAUUAAUUUAUCUACUACAUAUAUUGAAGAUUAAUGGUUAUAACAGUUUCAAUGUAAUUUUUUCAAUCCUUAAAAUCUCACAUAUUUUACUUUAUUAGUCUCAGUCAAAAAUCAAUUUAAUUUGUCAUAACAUUCAAAAAUGAAAGGUUUUUAUAUUGGAGUGUAUUCAUAUAGUUUAGAAAUUGAUUAAACUAGUUUAAUUUCAUCUGAUGGAAUGGGAUAUAGUACAAAUGAAGGAUUUGGUUGUGGAUACACAGAUAAAAUAAUAGGAUUAAGAUAACAAUGUGGAGGUACUGGUGGAAGUCAUGGAGGAAUGGGAGGAUUCUCAAUAAGUCCAAAGCCAAAUUAUAAUUAAUUGUGUUUACAAUUAUAGAGUAAGUAAAUUUAUGAUUAUUCUUUCAAUCCUGUAUUACCAGGUAGUGGUGGAGGUGGUGUUACAUAUGUAGAUUAAAUUUAAAGAAUUGAAAUUUAAGGGUAGGGAGGAGGAGUUAUACAUUUGGAAGUAUUAAAUUUAUAAAAUGAUGGGAUAAUAAGUUCAAAUGGAACAUCUUAUAUUGAGGAACCAUAUUUUGGGAGUGGUAGUGGAGGAUCAAUAUAGAUAAGAAUAAUUUAUUUCAGUGGAUAAGGAUUAGUAACUGCUAAUGGUGGUGGUUCUUAAUCUGUUGAUGAUUUUGAUACAUACUAAUUUGCUAGAUAAAAGUUUUAUUAGACAUAUCAAGUAUAUGGUGGUUUUGGAGGAGGUGGAAGAAUUAGAUUGUUCUUUUUCAAUAUCACAGAAAUGAUUAAUAGCACAUAUUAUUAAAUUUGUAACAAUACAAUACAAACUAAUCCUGGUGGUUUGUCAAUACAAUAAAAAAGUAUCCUUAAUAUGUCAAAUCAAAGUUUAAUUAAAUUUUAAGGAUCCAUCAUUCCUACAGGAUGUCCUUAAGGUUCAUAAGGUAACUUUUGUUAGCAAUGUGGGAAUGGUUUCUAUAAAAUGCUUUUUGGACAAGCACCUUGUUAACCAUGUUUUAAUACUAUAAAUUAAAAUACAAGUUAUUAUUCUUAAGGUGAAAAAAAUACACCUUUUUGUUAAGUUGAAUGUUAUGAUGGUAAAUAACCAAAAGAUUAUUAAUGUUUAAUUGGAUUGGCAGAGUUCUCAUAAACAUUAGGUGGAUAGAAUGUUAUUUUUGCUCUAUUUAUUAUUAUCAUGUUAUUAUUGAUUAAUAUUGGUAUUGUUUGGGUGAGUAGAGAUAAGAAUAAGAAGAAAUCAAGAUAAUUUUAUGGUUCUUAUGAUGAUUCAAGUCUUUAGUAAAUGUCUAAUUCUUUAUCUGAAUUAAAUAACAAAACAUAUUUAAUUAGUCAGGAUCUUCAUUUUCAUGUAAGAAGAAUAUAUCUUGCUGGAUGUAAUACUUAUUAAAAUCCAUGGUAGAUUUAUUAAGAAACUUUAGUAGAUGGUGAUCUUAAUCAAGGAGACAAUAAGAGAUUAUAAAUAUUAUUUGAAACAUUCAAUUAAAAAGCAUUAUUUACUAUAUUUGAGAAAUAUAUAUUGAAAUUUUUCAAAUUUUAUUAUUAUCCUCUUUAUGUUUGGAUUCUUUAAUUGAUUUAAGCAAAUAAAUUUAAUAAUCUAUCAAAAUUAUUUGUUUAAUAGGAAUAUCUUUAUAAUGAAUUAGAUCCUGAUAGAGAUAAAAUAAAACUUAAAUUUUCAUGUUCUAAAGAUAAAACUUUAGCAUUUAUUGAUAGACUUAAUUUAGCUUUGAAAAUAGUUGAAUAGAGUAAUACUUUAGAAUUACCAAUCUAUUUAGUUUUAAGUGGUUAUGGCACUUUCUCUUAUCCAUAUUAAAUCAAUAUUCAUGAUGCUCUCAUCAAAAGAUUAUGGUAGUAAUUUAGUUUUAAUACUAAUGAAGAAAGUGUCAAUCUCUUUGAAAAAUUUGUUACUGAAUUUAACUAUUAUGCAGUAAAGAUAGAUUUUAGAUAAUCUUAAUCUUCAUUUACUAAAAGAUUUCUUGAUCUAUUAAAUUACACAAAUUAAUAUAAUUAUGAAAUCUUUCGAUUGCAUCAUGCUAUAUAAGCUGAUAUUUGUAUUCAUAUAAUAGCAAUUUAGCCAUCUGCAUAAAGUUAAGUAUAUUAACUUGGAAAUGCAAAUUAAAGAGAAUUAGAAUUUCUUUCAAAAUAAAUACAUAUUAUGAAGAAUUUACCAGAAGAAUUCACUAUAAAAUUAUCUAUAAUAUUCAAUAAUUAUAAUAAAGACAGAAUUGUUAAUUUAGAGUCAUUUAAUAAUUUAGCCUAUAAUAUUAAUGAAUAAUUAUAAAUAAUUAUUAAUAAGGAUAAAGAUGACUUAAGAAAUUAAAUUUAAUUGGAAAAGAAAAAGAUGCAAUCAAAAAUAAAUUGUUUUAAAAUAGAUGGAAUGAAAUAAUAUAAACUUAAAGGAAUAUAAGUAAUUAAACGAUUCUUUACAUGGCUAUUUAGUUAAAUAACUCGAUAUCGAGAUAGUAGAGUUAAUUAAUAAUUCCUUAUUGCUGGAAUAUGUAUAGUACUUGCAAUAUAAUGGGUAUUAUAUUUUAUUUUAUUAGAAAGUGUUUUGUAAUUGCCUAUCCUGUUUUAUUAUUUAUACUAUUAGAUAUAGAUAAGGAUUAAAUAUUUUUAGCUGAAUUAAUUACUUAAAUUUUAAUAUUUCCUUUAGCAUAAAUGAUAAGUUUAGUUAUUCUAUCUGCUUGGGUAUUAUUAUAUAAAUAUAUUAGCUUUUAAAAUCAAGAAGAAAUUAUGGUAAAAUGUAUCUUUUAUUUAAUUUAUGUGGUUUGGCUAGUUCAUUGAUUGAAUUUAUUUUUGGAUGUUAUGAUCUAUUCAAUUUCAAAUCUAGUGCUGAAUUUAAUUUAUUUAAAUUAUUUCCUAUCUUUUUCAUUAUGCUUUCAUCACAUUUAGUUUGUUUAUAGAUGAACUUUAAUGAACUCAACAAAACUAAAUAUUUUGAAAUUUGA
Molecule: messenger RNA, 3529 nt
Organism: Paramecium pentaurelia
Lineage: Eukaryota; Ciliophora; Oligohymenophorea; Peniculida; Parameciidae
Source: the annotation of a GenBank genome assembly